CGAAUAAUAAAAAUAAGAAAAAAUUCGAUUAAAAUUUGAUUGUGUAGAGAGUAGAGACAACUUAAAUGGGUAUUGAGAUCCGCCCAAAAACCUCUCAAAGAGUCGAAAGACCAAGACAAGCGCACAGAAGAGGGAGGGCGAAGAAGAAGCUAUGAAGGAGACGGCGAAGAUGAACGCCAUGAGAUCUGGUUUGGUUGUGAUCGGAGCUUUAGCCUUCGGAUACUUGACUCUGCAACUCGGUCUCAAGCCCUUCCUCCAGAGAGCAGAGGCCCAGCAACAGAAACUCUUCUUCUCCGACGACGAUUCCUCAAACUCCGACCGAUCAACGCCAUCUGAUGCUGUGAUUCGAUAGCGGUUGUUGAUUCAUUUUGGAUUGAAUUUUGAUUUCUUGAUUGAAUUUGGAGACUAAUGUCAAGCGUUUAGAAGGUGAUUGGGCAUUAAUUGACCCGAAUCCGUCGUGACUAGGGUUGAGAUGAUUUAAACAAUUCGAUUGGUCGGUCGGAUUUGGAUUCGAUCCAUUCAGAUCAGGUUAUUUUGAGUUCGAAAAAAGUUCAGAUCAAGAU
Cuscuta campestris is the source of this 563-nucleotide messenger RNA. NCBI's taxonomy places the organism in Eukaryota, Viridiplantae, Streptophyta, Magnoliopsida, Solanales, Convolvulaceae. The record is from the annotation of a GenBank genome assembly.